UAACGCAUGAAUAUACGGAGAGGGAGAGGGUGUAGUUCACGGAAGAAGGAAGGCCGGGUACGAAGGCGGAGGACGGGGAUCCGGGCCGUUUUCACGAAACCACCCACCGUCCAGGAAGGGCGGCGCCAAGCGGAGGCUCAGCCUCAACAGAAAUAACGGACAGCACUCCAGCCGCUCCCCCACACGGACGUUGGGCGCCGGCAGCCGCGUCGUGUGCCUCUUCGGCCGGGUAAACGGUCCAUAGACGGGACAAAUUAGCGCUUGUCAGGUCGGUAUCCACAGCGUUGGCAGUGUAUCACCGUGAAGGCCCACCCACUUCCAUUCUCCAGCGUGUGCAGAAAUGUCAAUCAAAGUGGUAUUGACACGUUUGCGUGCAACCUCCCUCUUGUGUGCGGCGUCCUCUCAGGCGUGGGUGUGCGUUUGUCGGGGCGUCGGCGUGUCUCCUCCUGAAGGUAAGGCUGUAAAGAAGCGAGUGAUUUAUGACUUGUGACACGACUUCUCUUGGCAGAUGCCGCCGGUGUUCCGUUUGCGAGCGGGAGACGCUCUCUCGUAACAUUCCUGUAUACAACCGUCGUGCGGCGACACAAUCAAACACGGCUCAUCGGACUCGCUUCGAGGUCCUUCAGCAUUUUUGAUGACAUCCGAGCUGGCCGCCACAGUCGGAAAAAGCAUACACCGAGAAUAUAACUGCGAACGACGCACACAUCCAACAAGGCGUUUAAACGCGGUGCGGCGAGCGCCACCUGAGUCGUCAGGCUGAGAAUUUGCAGAAUGCCUCUCUUGGCGACAAGGACAGGUUAAAGGUCACUGCCUGCAGAUGUAAAGUCACUACAGGAGUGAGGAAACUUGAACUGAGAGUGAACUCUGGCUGGAAUGAUGACCCAUGUUUAGAAAGUGAGGGAUGAAGAGCGUGAUUGGCGAGGACUACGGAGAUCACGGUCAGAGCAUGUGGGAUUUAAUCGAGACGUGAGAGGUGUCUGUGACACGGCAGUAAAACGGCUGAUCAAACAAAACAGAAGUCACCGUCAUGGACCCACUGGCGAGACAGACUCAAUUAGUCGGUGAAUUCACUGAGGAAUUUGAGCGCCGUGUGCUACACUCAGCCAGGAGGGGAACUAGGUGACACUGGACCAGCACCAUCAAAUACAGGACAUCCCGGCAUAAUGGCCGCCCUCCCGUUUUGCGAGCGGACGCCGACAAAAGAGGAGACAGGUGGGAACUCUCAUCCUCCAUGUUGGAAAUUAACAACACAUAGCAUGUUUUCUAUCUGGGAUUGUACGCUUUGGGCCUGGCAGACAUCAGGAAGGAAGCAGGAAGCAUGAAAAGUAGAAAAGAGAGAGACAAGAUGAUGUCUCACACUUGGAGGCUGCAAGAAGAUGGCUGCAACAUUGCGGGGGGAGGAGUUCCGGCUGGGCAGCACCCCUCUCGCCAUGCUGGCGGCCACCUGCAGCCGGGUAGGAGAGUGCAGUCCCCCCGGUGGUCCCCCCGCUCUCUCCCUGGGCUUCCACCCGUGGAAAAGGAGCGUGCUCCCGGUCACCUCCUCCAGGAGCAACACGGUGUGUUUCUCCGCGGAGCCUUCCAGCGCCUUCUCGGCCACCGGCGCCUCGAACCUCUUCGGGAGCGACUUCGCCGCCUUCCAGAACUCUGUGCCGCCGGGGGACGACGCCCAGCGAGCCGUCUUCCUCACCUCGCCUUACCCGCGCCUGCACCCGUACGAGCCCAGCUGGCUGAAGCCCGCGGGAGAAGUCGCGGGUGGCUCCUGCUGGUGGGACGUGGGCACCGCGUGGGCGGACUGUCAGAGCCAAGCGGAGCAGCACGUCGCCCCGGCGCAGCACCUCUUUGACGGCUUCCGGCCACUCGCCCCCGUGGAGUGCAACAACACCGCAGCGGCGGCGGGGAGCGCCGUCCUGUCCUCCCGCUCCUCGGCGCGGCGCUACACCGGCAGAGCCACCUGCGACUGCCCCAACUGCCAGGAGGCGGAGCGGCUCGGGCAGGGCGCGGCGGGGGCACCGCGGCCCCGGGCCCUGCACAGCUGCCACAUCCCGGGCUGCGCCAAAGUGUACGGCAAGACGUCGCACCUGAAGGCGCACCUGCGCUGGCACACCGGGGAGAGACCCUUCGUCUGCAACUGGCUCUUCUGCGGCAAGCGCUUCACGCGCUCCGACGAGCUCCAGCGGCACCUGCGCACGCACACCGGGGAGAAGCGCUUCGAGUGCGGCGUCUGCCACAAGCGCUUCAUGCGCUCCGACCACCUGGGCAAGCACGCGCGGACGCACGGCGACGACGAGGCGGCGGUGGCGGCGGCGGGGGCGGCGCCCGGUAAGGGCGGCAGCGACACGGACACCAGCAGGGCGGGGAGCCCCACGCGGUCCCCGGAGAGACACGCCGCUGUCCACACUCGCCAGGUGACUUAAACUGCGGCCUUUUUCUCCAACACAUGAACACACUUACUUACUUACUUACUUACUUACUUACUUACUUACUUACUUACUUACUUACUUACUUACUUACUUACUUACUUACUUACUUACUUACUUACCUCGCCUCUAACUGCAGACUUCCGGAACAAUAAACACCACUUUCACUUUUUUAGCUUCUUUACUCAACAUAUUUUCAUA
Messenger RNA from Entelurus aequoreus (snake pipefish), 2618 nucleotides. Its product is annotated as transcription factor Sp9-like. The transcript has 12 exons. Lineage: Eukaryota; Metazoa; Chordata; Actinopteri; Syngnathiformes; Syngnathidae. Gene Ontology annotation, biological process: regulation of transcription by RNA polymerase II. The coding region runs from base 1377 to 2414 and encodes 345 amino acids. The record is from RefSeq and is a predicted model, not a curated record. Gene Ontology annotation, molecular function: RNA polymerase II cis-regulatory region sequence-specific DNA binding; DNA-binding transcription factor activity, RNA polymerase II-specific.